Molecule: messenger RNA, 711 nt
Organism: Phytomonas sp. EM1
Lineage: Eukaryota; Euglenozoa; Kinetoplastea; Trypanosomatida; Trypanosomatidae
Source: the annotation of a GenBank genome assembly
AUGUCCAAAGACGCCACGACGAAGAACCCAACCGGGGCGGGUUCCCCUCAGAAAACUUAUCUUCUCCUCUACAACACGGCGAUGGCGGCGGGCUGGGCGACGGUGUUAGGGCGCGCCGCGAUCCACCUCCUCCGUGGCGGCCCUUCCACCACCGUCUACGACGCCGUGGCGGUCCCUCUGGUGCUCUUCCAAACGGGCGCGGCGGCCGAGGUCGUGCACGCGAUGAUCGGCCUCGUGCGGAGCCCCGUGGGGACGACGCUGCUUCAGCUGCUUUCCCGUCUCCUCGUCCUUUACGGGGCGGUGCGCAUCGGGGAGACGCCCGCGCGACGCGAUCCUGCCUUUCUUCAAAUGCUCAUCGCCUGGGCGCUGAGCGAGGUGAUUCGAUACACCUUCUACGGCGCGAACCUCUUAGGAAAGGCAACGGGGUGGCUGACGUGGUUGCGGUACUCCGCGUUUAUGCUGCUCUACCCGCUCGGCAUCAGCGGCGAGGCGAUGUGUUUGUACAAGGCGAUGGACUUUAUACGGGAAAACAAGCCGUGGACGGUGGAGCUGCCGAAUAAGAUGAACUUCACCUUCUCUUGGUAUAAUGGAGUGUGGGUUCUUCUCGGGAUCUAUCCCAUCGGCAGCUAUGUGAUGUACACCUAUAUGCUCUCACAGCGGCGAAAGGUGUUGGGAAAGAAUGCCGCGGCCGCAAAGGCGAAGGCGGAAUAA